Messenger RNA from Amorphotheca resinae ATCC 22711, 702 nucleotides. RefSeq lists its product as hypothetical. The record is from RefSeq and is a predicted model, not a curated record. Bases 1 to 702 code for a protein of 233 amino acids. Lineage: Eukaryota; Fungi; Ascomycota; Leotiomycetes; Helotiales; Amorphothecaceae. Gene Ontology annotation, molecular function: protein-L-isoaspartate (D-aspartate) O-methyltransferase activity. Gene Ontology annotation, cellular component: cytoplasm. Gene Ontology annotation, biological process: protein modification process. The transcript has 3 exons.
AUGGCGUGGCGAUGCUCGGGAGCUUCGAAUCGGGAGCUGGUGGAGAAUUUAUUUCAGAAUGGGUUGAUUGAGAGUCCGCGUGUGAAGGGGGCUAUGCUGAGUGUCGACCGCGCGCAUUUCUGCCCCUCCCCCAACACAGCGUAUCUCGACACGCCGCAAUCCAUCGGCCACUCGGCCACCAUCUCAGCACCACACAUGCACGCGUCCGCUCUCGAAUCAUUACUGCCCUACCUGAACGCCGGGUCCCGCGUGCUGGACAUCGGCUCGGGCUCGGGCUAUCUCACGGCGGUGCUCGCGGAGCUGGUGCAGCCCGGCGGCAGGGUGGUGGGCGUGGAGCAUAUUCGCGAGUUGAAGGAGUUGGGCGAGAGGAAUCUGGGGAGGUCGCAGAGGGGAAGGGAACUCUUGAGCGAUGGUACGGUGGAGUUUGUCGUGGGUGAUGGGAGGAGGGGGUGGGUGGAUAGAGGGGCGCCUGAGGGUGGGAAGGAGUAUUGGGAUGCGAUUCAUGUGGGAGCGGCGGCGGGGGAGGUGCAUGGGGGCUUGGUGGAGCAGUUGAGGAGGCCGGGGAGGAUGUUCAUACCAGUUGAAGAUACCUCGGGCCUGGACCAGUACAUUUGGCUUGUGGACAAGGACAAGGAGGGGAAUGUUAACAAGAAGAAGUUGUAUGGGGUACGAUAUGUGCCGUUGACGGACCCGCCAAGGUAA